AUGUUACGACAACUUCUAUCAACAACAAAUGGUGUUGGUUCGAGUUAUACAACCAAUGAUUAUGAGCAUUGUUCCACCUAUCCUUUAAAUGGUCGUAAUUAUGAAAAUUCAACAGUAAUAUUACCACCAUCAUUGUUACAACCAUCACAAUUACAACUACCACCAUCAUCGUCAUCAUCAUCAACAUCACUGUCAUUACCAUUACCACUAUCACCAAUGCAAUCAUCAACCGGGAUUGUAUCUGCAGCAACAUCACAGAACCAGUUCCGGAUUAAUGACGAUAAAAAUUUGUCAUCCGUCAACUAUAUGUCAUUGGCCACGGGUUAUAGUAUGCAAGCACCGAUAACAUCAAAUCAUUUGGGAAUUUUGGACACAAAUAACGAUUUGAAUGGUUAA
Molecule: messenger RNA, 396 nt
Organism: Acanthocheilonema viteae
Lineage: Eukaryota; Metazoa; Nematoda; Chromadorea; Rhabditida; Onchocercidae
Source: the annotation of a GenBank genome assembly